AUGAAGGAUACGUCGCCACAGAUUGGUGCUUCACAUUCUGUUGGAACUACCGACUCCAGUAGCACAACGACAGUUGACUUUUUUGUUACAAAAUAUAAAGUCAACAUGCCUGCAGUGUGUUCAGCGUUCAACUGCACAAAUCGCAGCGAUAAAACAACAAAUAUUUCAUAUUAUAAAUUUCCUUUAAAAGAUAAGGAAAUUACAAAAAGAUGGCUUAUAAAUAUGAAGCGAGAAAACUGGUUUCCUACUACAGCCAGUUACCUCUGUUCAGCUCAUUUUGAAGAGAAAUAUAUGUACCACACAAAUGUCCAUAGACGCCUUUUGUCAAAACCAGUACCUACUAUCUUUAACUUUCCACCACAUUUACAAAAGCAAGAUAAAGUAUUACGACCACAACCCAGAAAGCGAUCUUUCGACAAUUUGCAAGAUAGUGCUAUUACAGUGACAUCAUCAGCACAAAUGCCUGUCGGACCCACAUCUGUUUCUGCUAACCACAAUUACUGUCUACCAAGCCCUAAGAAGUUGAAAACACAAUAUAACAAAGUACAAGCAGAGAAUGUGCGACUAAAGAAGCGGAUAAAGCAAAUGAAGCAACUUAGUUUACGACACAAAAGAAGAAUAGUGCAGUUACAGACUUUAGUUGCUGGUUUGAGAAGGAGGCUAUGUAGUUCAGUUUCUGAUAUGUUAAACAGUGAACAUGUAGUUGGUUUGUUGAAGGAGCUGUUGGAACUUCAGUGCAGUGCUAAAGUAUGCCAUUAUUCUCAGCAGAUAAGGAAAUUUGCCCUGACCCUACACUUUUAUUCUGCCAAGGCGUACAGCUACUUACGAAAAUUUGUGAAAUUACCCCACCCAAGAACGCUUCGACUUUGUUAUUGA
Schistocerca americana (American grasshopper) is the source of this 876-nucleotide messenger RNA. Its product is annotated as THAP domain-containing protein 1-like. The transcript is spliced from 4 exons. The record is from RefSeq and is a predicted model, not a curated record. The coding region runs from base 1 to 876 and encodes 291 amino acids. NCBI's taxonomy places the organism in Eukaryota, Metazoa, Arthropoda, Insecta, Orthoptera, Acrididae.